AUGCUUGAAGUGAUUGAAGUGACUGAUGUACCUCCAAAUACUCCAGAUCCAAAAAUCUUGGAUAAAUGGACACAAACGGAUGUUAAGAAUCAUUUUAGGAAUCAAUUUGUAUCAAAAAUGCGUCGAUAUAACAUUACUCAUUAUGAAUUGGAAAGUUUUUUAUCUCAAAAACUAAUCGGAAGGGAUUUACUUUACGUCACAUUUGAUGUAACUUAUUCUUUUGGAAUGAGUUAUGGUUCGGCUAGGAGAAUUUUUGAAGAAAUUGAGAGAUUGAAACGUAUGGCAAUAAUUAAAAAUAUUUCAAUCAUAUCUUUGAUAAUGCGUCUUCCGCUCUUUGCCAAGUUAAGAUGUCUUCUUGAAUGA
Molecule: messenger RNA, 363 nt
Organism: Funneliformis mosseae
Lineage: Eukaryota; Fungi; Glomeromycota; Glomeromycetes; Glomerales; Glomeraceae
Source: the annotation of a GenBank genome assembly